This is a messenger RNA of Linum tenue, 3365 nucleotides long. The record is from the annotation of a GenBank genome assembly. NCBI's taxonomy places the organism in Eukaryota, Viridiplantae, Streptophyta, Magnoliopsida, Malpighiales, Linaceae.
UUCAUAUUUGCCUCUCUUCUCCCCAACUCGACGAAAAUGGAAACCCGACCGUUGCGAACCUCUCUUCUCUUCUCUCCUCGCUUCCCUUCUCAAUCGGAUCCCCACAAUUUCCCUUCCCUCCCGAGAAUUUAUCAAUUCAUUUCCCCCAUUCCAUCGCUCCCCAAAAUUUCCCGAAAAACGGCAAAUCCGAAAAAAAGAAAAAAGGAAAAAACAGACAAAAUGCCGAUGACGGGAAGUUCGCCUGGAGCUCCGAAAUCGCUGUAGGAGUUUCUCUCAAUUUUUUUCCCCUCUAUUUUACGAAUCGAAUCGAUUUCUCCGGUUAUGGACAGUCGGUACGGGAGGCAGAGGAACAGCAGCUCGGUGACGUCGCCCCUGGCGUCACCGAUCCACCCGCGGCACGUUCGGACCGGAUCGGCCGGGGUCAAGAAAGCGCAAACCAAGGCCGCGGCGCAGAGGCUCGCUCAGGUGAUGUCGCACCAGCGGCCGGACGAUGACAACGAAGAGGAUGACGACGAGCCGAUCUUCGCCGGGGGAGGUCUCGGCAGCAUCGGACUCGCUGGAGGGAGGAAAGUCCAGCCGCGGUCUCCCAUGACGAGGCCUGUGGUUCAGAGCCGCGUGCCGGCGAGGGCGGCUGCCGUGGCGGCGUCUGAGGAGGGUAGUGAUAACGAAGAUGAUCACGCUCCGAUUUCUGGCUCGGUAUCCAUUGGCCGCGCUGUUGGAAGGUCAAUGCGAUCGCAAUCUCCAAUGCGGAAACCUGCAGCUCAGAGUCGUGUCCCGGUGAAGCCGCCCCAGCCAGUUGAUGAGGACAGUGAUAAGGAAGAUAGUUCUGCACCCGUAAUUGGUCGGGUCUCAAUUGGCCAUGCAGGUGCGAGAUCAGUGCGACCUCAAUCUCCCAUGGUGAUUGAUCUGUUACCUAUUAUGAAAGCAGCAGGUCAAAUUCGUAUGCCGGUGAAGACAUUCCAACCACAAAGUGAUAGGGAUAGUGAUAAGGAUGAUGAUCAGAGCCCCGUCAGUGAGAAAAUAUCCAUUGGUCACGGUGGUGGGAGGUCGAUGCAAGCACGCCCUUCCAUGGGCAGGCCUGUUGCUCAAAAUCGUGCACCCUUGAAGACAGCUGCACCAGUUGAUGACGACAGCGAUAAGGAUGAGAGUUAUAGUCCUGUAAGCGGUAGGGUGUCAAUUGGACAAGCUGGUGGAAGAUCAAUGCGAGGCCAAUCUCCAAUGGCAGUUCGUACCAGGCAAGACCAAUUGAACUCUAUCAAAAUAGGUCGGCCUUCUGUGUCUUCCGCCUCUGGGGAAUACCCAUCAACAUCACUUCACUCAGCUACAUCUGCUCCAGCAACUCAGAUCAACAAUGCCGUUGAACAGCAGCCUCUAUCUGCUCGUUCCCCGUUGGCCGCCCGAUCAUCCAUAAAUUCCACCGAACAACCUCCAUCAGCUCGUUCUACAUCUGGCCGCGCAGGUCCUCCAGGUAUUCGGAAGAUGCCUUCUAGUGUGCCUAUCUCACUUAGGCCGGUCUCUUCUAUGGUGUCACCUGAUCCUACAUCAGAUAAUUGGAAAGAACAAAGAUUGGGGAUGGAUGGGGGAAGUGCAAAAUUGAGUGAAACAAACAGUAAUCGGCCUGCAUCUGCAUUACAGGACGAGAUCGACAUGCUACAGGAGGAAAAUGAGAGUUUGCUUGACAAGCUUCGACUUGCAGAAGAGAGGCAGGAGGAAGCAGAAGCUAGAGUUCGUCAACUUGAGCAACAGGUUGCUAAUCUUGGAGAAGGUGUAAGCUUAGAAGCUCGCCUCAUAAACAGGCUAGUUUCAGCUGCUCUGAGAAUGGCAGAAGUAACAAAUAAAGCCGAAGAAAUUAACACCCUUAGGAUGGAAGCUGAGAGUGCUAAGGAGGAGGCAGCAGCCGCAUUUGAGCAGCUUCAAGAAGCUGCACUCGAGACCAAGUCGCUUCGCAAUAUGACUCAAAGAAUGGUGCUGACUCAAGAGGAGAUGGUUUGCCUUUCAUCCUAUCAUCUCUUUUGCCCCUCCCCUUCCGCUACCUGUUCAUGGUCGGUCCCGUUAUGUCAAGAUAGUAAUGUGAUUUGCAGUUUUUUCUUAGGAAGAGGUUGUUCUGAAGAGGUGUUGGCUUGCUCGGUAUUGGAGCUUAUGUGUCAACCAUGCACUUUUGCAGGCAUACAUGCAGAGAUUGCAGGAGCAAGAUAUGGGUACUGGUCAUCAUUUGCUCCUCUGCCUGUUGAAGUGGUAUUAGCUGCAGGACAGAGAGCUCAAGCGGAGGACUCAUUCAUUGGUAACGACGCAGAAGAAAGGGUGAGAGUGCUGCAAGGCACCCGUGAACUCUCUGGUGAAGGGAACAUUGAGAGCAUGGUCUUAGUCGAGAGAGGUCUGCGAGAAAUGGCUUCGUUAAAGGUUUACUUCUUAAAGCGUGGAGGACGCUUUAGCGCUUGCCCUGGCUCAACAACGACGUCCCAGUUCACUGAAAGCUGUGGGCGGAUAAGUGACUCGGUUUGCCUUGUCUCUUUAUCUGUUUCCUUUCCAUUCUUGCAAUACAAAUCCGGUGAAGAUGAAGUGAAACUACCCAGUGAAGGACAGUACGAAGCAUUUGAGUUGAGCCCAGAGGAGGCCGAUGAUGUGCUUUUCAAACAGGCUUGGCUAACAUAUUUCUGGAGAAGAGCCAAGGACCACGGGCUGGAGCAAGAAUUAGCAGAAGAGCGUCUAGUUUUCUGGACCAACCACGGUGGUCGUUCCUACUCGUCGCAGGAUGCAGUCGACGUGGAGCGUGGGCUUCAGGAGCUGAGGAAAUUAGGCCUUGAGAAUCAGCUGUGGCACGAGUCUCGCAAGGGGCUCGAUUUCGGGUCCAGCACCAGGGCACACAUGGAGACCGACUUCUGAGAUUUGAGAAUCAGCUUACAAGUAUCCAGUUUCAAAUCUACAGUCGAUCGAUCGAGAGAGCUCACACAAUGUCGAUAUUUAUAUGAGCGUGCUACAAGUUUUGCAGAAUUUUACGUUGUCUGUAUAGAUUGUGGUCUGUUUCGUGUACUAUUCUAGUUUGUGAGUCUUGUGGUGGACAUGCGCCAAAAAAAGCCACAAAUUGCCAACUCCAGGAAAUUGCCAGUUGGGGCAGUUCGUUCUCUUACUAUUAUUAAAUUUUUUUUGGGUAGAAAGUUCGUUCUCUUAUUAGUGUUAGUAACGUUGCCCAGUAAACGGGGUCUGAGCAAAGAGGUCUUUGGGUUUUCAUUUGUGGCGGCAGAAAAGUUACUUAGGGGAUGGAACACUUGGUACUUGCCAGAUGAUAGUAAGGUGAUUGUAUAAUAAGUAGUUUUUUUAUCUGCGCUCCACCGCGCUAAUAAAUAAAUAAAUUAUUUUAAUAAUAA